AUGCUGGCUGGGCCCCGCGGGCAGGUGGCUCCGAGUGAGCCUGUCUGUGGGCAGGUUGACCCCGGGGAUGCUCUUUCGGGGCUUGGUCCUUUCCAGUUUGGCCUUAUGGCCGAGGGUAGGGGCCCGGCGAGUAGCCAUGAUGUGACGGAGCCGGGGAUUGUAGGAGAGAGGCUCGGGUCACCAGGAGUACUGAGUGUGCCUGGACUGAUGGACACCAUCGAGGAUCCAGUACGGGGGGCAGCUACAGUAUUCUGGUUUGGUUCCCCACACCAGGUGGAGGAGAGACCCCGGCCAGAGGCCUCUCUGGCAGGCACUGGAGUUACAGUAUACCCCCUGCAGGAGUCUUGCCCGGGCGAGCGCGACCUAGGCGGUGGGGCCCACGAGGUAGGGGGUCGGGUUUUAGUUAGCCACCCUGAGGCUGAGCAGCUGGCUCAGGCCGCCCGGGAGGGGAUGCCCCGGGAGGUUAGUAGGGAGACCAGAGAUGACCGGGUAGCGGUUGCAGGGACUACCAGUACACUGGCGGUGGAUCAUCCGACGGUGGUGCAGAGGGUCCGAGCGGCUGUUAUGCGGGCUGUCUCCGGAGUGAGUGAGGAUGACGAGGGGCAGCGUCGUCUGGAGGCCGAUUGGGAGUCCUAUGCGAUAGACUCCCAAGGGCUUUCAGGGGGUAUUUUGGUAUUAUGGAAGCGGGGGGUGGCGUCUGUGGAUGUCUUCCACAAUUGCCCCCAACAGGUUAUCAUGAUCAUUACCGAGCCUGAUACGGCUCCAUGGGUUUUGUGUGGGGUGUAUGCGAGCACUGAUUAUAGGAAUAGGAGGGUUCUCUGGGACGAGAUUACUAAUCUGGUUGUCCAGGGGUUUUCGACCAUGGUGAUAGGUGACUUCAAUUGUAUCUUAAGUGCGAGUGAGAAGAGAGGGGGACGACCCUUCACCGAUACAGUAGAUCGUAGAGAGUUCCGAGAUUUUGUGUCUCAGAAUGGCUUAGUGGAUCUGGGUUUCUCGGGACCGCGAUUCACGUGGUGUAACAACCAGUCUGGUUUGACUAGGGUGUGGGAGCGGAUUGAUAGGGCUAUGGCGAGCCCCGAUUGGAUCAUCCGAUUUCCCACCUACCAGGUCAGACACUUAUCCCGUAUUGCUUCCGACCAUUGUCCACUGUUGUUGUCAACAACUUCGGAUACUGGCCAUCACAGCCCUUUCCGUUUUGAGAAGGUGUGGUUGUCCUACCCUCAGUCCUGGGAUAUCGUUCGGGAGGCAUGGUCCUUGCCGGUACACGGCAAUGCCAUGCAGAGGGUAUCACGAAAAUUGGAACUAACUAAGAGGCGGCUCCGCCGUUGGAACCGCGAGGUUGUGGGAGAUAUUUUCAGGAAGAUGGAAGUGGUAGAGGCUGCCAUAAGCAAUCUUCAAAGCAGGGAAGAUCAGGAAGGUGAGCUCCCGGAGGCAGACAUGAUUAGCCUACGGGGUCUACUUGCCGAUCAUCACUCGUUGCUACGGCAACAUGAGGUCUUCUGGAGACAGAAGUCCAGGGUCCAGUGGAUAAGAGAGGGAGAUCGGAACACCAGCUUCUUCCACCGGACGACGGUCAUCAGGAGGCAGAGGAACAUGAUUCGUUCCCUGCGAGAUGGGACUGGUCGUCAGGUGGAGGGGGAGGUAGAGGUUAGUCAGGUACUGCUAGAUUUCUUUCGGUCCAGGUGGACGAAGGAUAGAGAUCCCGGGGAUGUUGGCCAGCUCCCGAGGGCGGAUACGCAAAUCGGAAUGUCGGAGAAUGCACUCCUGGUUCGACAUGUGACAGGGGAGGAAGUGCAGGAGGCGGUCUGGGCCCUUGCAGGGGACAAGGCCCCGGGGCCGGACGGCUUUCCACCUUUCUUCUUCAGGAGAUAUUGGGGUGUCAUUCGGGUUGCAGUGGUGGAGGCAGUACAGUACUUCUUCAGUCAGGCAGUGAUGCCCGAUGAUUGGAGAGCUACCUAUGUCGCGCUGAUACCUAAACGCCAGGAUGCGAGGGAGCCUAGCCAUUUCAGGCCCAUCAGCUUGUGCACAACCCUUUAUAAGGUGGUGGCAAGGAUAAUGGUGGGUAGGAUGAAGCAUUUGCUGCCAGGCCUCAUUUGCCAGGAGCAAGGUGCUUUUGUGGGGGGUAGGAAUAUUUCUGAUAACGUCAUGCUGGCCCAAGAAAUGAUGUGGGAUUUGCGACGGGCCUCUAAGCGAAGAAGCAUGAUGGAUGUCAAGCUGGACAUGGAACGAGCUUAUGAUAGGAUUCGGUGGAGUUUCUUAAGACGCGCUUUGGAGUGCUUCGGUUUUCAUGAGACCUGGAUUGAGUGGGUGUUGGGGUGUGUCCAGGGGCCGAGAUUCUCCAUCUUGAUCAACGGCACGCCCUCCUCUUUCUUUAGGUCUACGAUGGGGCUUAGACAGGGAUGUCCGUUAUCCCCAUACUUGUUUAUUAUCUGUUCAGAUGUCCUGUCUCGGGCUCUGCGGGAUGCUUGUGCUAACCGGGAACUGGAGGCGUUUGUUCCCGCCCCAGGGUCUCGGUCUAUAUCGCAUCUACUAUUCGCAGACGAUUGCUUACUCCUGGCCAGGGCGCGGGUAGAGGAUGCCCGUGUACUCAAGAGAGUUCUGGCGGAGUACUGUGCUAGGUCGGGUCAGAAGGUUAACCUUCAGAAGUCAACAAUCUCCUUCAGCCCUAGCACUGAGCAUAGAGUCAGACAGGAGAUUCGGGGGUUACUUGGGAUGCCGGCUCAGGACGGGAUCUGGAGUUACCUGGGGGUACCCAUCACGGGUCAGAGGUUACGGGUGGCGGAGUGUUCAGGUCUGGUGCAUAGGAUCCAGAGCAGACUGGAGGGGUGGAGGGCAUCUUCACUUUCCAUGAUGGGUAGAUUGACGCUGAUUAGGUCAGUGCUAGCUUCCAUGCCUGUCUACCUCAUGGCCAACACAGUAGUUCCGAGAACAGUGCUUAUGAGGGUUGAGCGGCUACUUCGGAGCUUCCUGUGGGGGUCGUAUGGAGGGGGUCACGGGGUGCAUCUAGUGGCAUGGGAGAGCGUUUGCCUACCAGUGAGAGAGGGUGGCCUCGGGGUCUCGUCUCUGGUGGAGCGACGUGAGGCGCUGAUUGCCCGACAUGCAGCUCGAUUCACGUUGGAGCCACAGGGAUUCUGGAGUCAGACUAUGGCUACCAGAUAUGGCCGUACUGGCACUGCAGGGGCGGUCCGCAGUGGGCGUCGUUGCUCAUUCAUAUGGCGAGAGAUUGCCAGAUACCUUCCCAUGGUUGAGGAGAACACUAGAUGGUUGAUAGGAAAUGGGCAGAGUAUUGAUGUGGUUGGUGACCCAUGGGUGGGUGCCCUACCCUUGAGAUGUUGGCCGACUAUGGUUGACAUCGAGGCAGUGGAGGGACUGCGGGUCUGUGACCUCCUUGUCCCGGGCGGGGGUGCCUGGGAUGAGGAUAGGGUAGGUUACAUGUUUGGGGUACACUUGGCUGAGAGGGUUAGGUCCCUUCCGAUUCCGGGAUAUGCGGGUCCGGAUACCCGGGUGUGGAGCACGUCGUGCAGGACCGGAGUGAGGGUGGGGGACCUCUUCCGUGUGCUCCGGCCGGAGCAUGAGCCGGGGCCGGAUUGUGCCUGGGUCUGGCGCCUAGGCCUCCAUCCGAGGAUCGCACUGUUCUUAUGGAAGGUCGCUUGGGUUCGGCUUCCGACAAGAGCAGUAUUGAGCGCACGGGGUUUGAGGUUGUCCUCAGAGUGCGGGGCAUGUGGAGUUGAGGAGUCGGUGGACCAUGUACUGUUUCAGUGCAGAUGGGCGAGGGCGGCGUGGUGUGCGGCGAGGCUGCCAUGGGAUGGUUGGACCCAGGGGGACCAGUUCUUACGAACUAUCCGCUGGUGGUCGGGUAACCCAUUGACUCGCCAAGAGGCGGUUAGAGCGACCUGCACAGCAUACCAGAUAUGGCUGGCUAGGAAUGCUCGAACCUUUGGCGAGCAGAGCAAGUCGCCCAGGCUCGUGGCGGAGAGCGCCCGGGCGCAGGCGGCAGAGUUUAGUUGUGGAGCGGGUUUUGUUAUUCGGGACCCUACCUCCAGGGUUGUGGCGGCAGGAGGCUGUCAGGUAUUUGAUUGUACGGUCCCUGGAGCGGAGCUGAGAGAUGCCUGGGCGGGCCUUCGAUACGCUCAGCAUAUGCUCUCAGCUAGAUCUGUCAUCUUGGAGGGUGACUCGGCUACGGUCAUUAGUUGGAUCCAGGGAGGUCUGAGAGCCGGUGCUGCCGACCAUCCCUUCGUCCGCGAUAUCGGGUUGAUCAUGAGGGACGGAGGGGUGGUCCAGGCGAAGCAUGUGUUUCGAGAAGCCAAUGGGGCUGCGGAUUGGGUGGCCACGUAUGUGGCCAACCACACCGGGAGCACCUUAUGGGCUGGGGACGGGGAGCUGCCUCGGGAGCUCCGGGAUGUCUUGUUUUCCGAUUUUAUUGGGUGUAUCCGUACACGUGUUGUAUAG
Phoenix dactylifera (date palm) is the source of this 4449-nucleotide messenger RNA. NCBI's taxonomy places the organism in Eukaryota, Viridiplantae, Streptophyta, Magnoliopsida, Arecales, Arecaceae. The record is from RefSeq and is a predicted model, not a curated record.